AUGGCGACCCAGCAAGCCAUGUUCUCCGAGACGAUCGCUGGCAUGAAGAAGGCCUUGAAGAGAAAGUCUUACGGUAGGCACGCUCUGCGAUUCGUUCAAGCACCUAUUACUGAUCGUGUCCACUCAGAUUCGGACUCCGACAGCUCGAUCGAGGAAAUGACGAAUCGAGGAAACAAGUUGAAGAAAAGGUCCAGAUUUGUUCACGAACACCAGCUGGCAGCGCCCACAGGCCCCCAAGCUUAUAAGAAGGUACGACGAAGCGCUUUGCAGAAGCUAUAACCUACACGCGACUAACAACGAUACAGACGGUCGAGCACGGAGGAUACUAUCGAGAAACAAUAAGUCGAAAUCCACCACUCAUUGACGAAGAUGGGUUUGAAGUCGAUAGCGACGACGACGACGAGAGGGCACAGGCUGCAAUUGCUGCGGCUGCCGAAUUCAACCCGUACGCUGGUAUCAAAAUUGAAGGUAAGAAGGUUUGUUUGGUUGUGGUCUGCGCUUUCGCUGAUGCUGUCCAAUAGAGCUCCUCAUGCCACUGGUCGUGGCCUCGGACCUACCACAUCAUCCUACUCUAUCGAAACCCUUCUUUUCAAAAACCCUGUCAGAACUCACACAACAUGCUGGUGACAUGGUACACAAAGAGAAAGCUUCGUUAUGGAGGAUCAAGCACCUUUUUACGAGAUUGAGCGGUGAUCAUACAUGGAUACCUUGUGGCAGCCUGGAGACGGAAGACGAUUAUCGGUUUUUCCUAGACGAGAGAGAUGAUCCGAGGAGAAGGGUGCUAGAAAAGCGCCUCUCAAAGGACGAUGUAGACCAAGCGUCGACAGGAACGCUUGUUUCGUAUGACCCGGACCAGCCUGUGGAGAUAUUGGAUGCUGUGACCCGUGCUACUGAUGCCGCUCUUGAUAGCAUGAAAGACGUGGGCCAGGAGACCAACGGCACAGAAAACGCGAACAUUAAACCGACUCAUGAUAUGGGAAUCGGUAACAAUGCAAACGGGGUUAAGUUGGAUGAGCCCCAGGAGAAUUCCAAUGGGUUAAUCGACAGGGAAAUGACAGAUACAGCCAUGAAUUUGGAAGGCGUUGCGGACACGGCCAAUGAAAACGAGGAGGGUGAUACAACUCUGGUAGAUAUGGAGAUUGAGGGAGGGGAACCAGAAGAUGUUCCAGCUCCUCGCCGUAUGAGAACCCGCGCGCAAGCGCAAGCAGCAUCUGAAAACGCUACGUCUAGUAGAACUAGAUCAGAAUCCCCCGAUUUCGAUAACGAAAACUUCAUACACCCGUAUUUCUUGGCACCUAACAAAUCACAUCCCGAUCGAGAUGUUGGUUUACCGCAAAAUGAAGCUGAAGAAACGAGGAGGAUACUCCAGCUCUAUAUACAAAAACAGGAAGAAGUCUGCCGAGGCGCUCAAAAGUUAUACGAGGGACUUCUAAGAGCAGAUCGAUAUCGAAAAUUAGUCAUGAAAUGGGCCAAAGCCGAGGCCCAUGUUGGCGUGAACAGAGAUAUGUCAGAUGGAGAGGAUUGGUAUGAUAAAGAAGAAUGGGGGUUGGGCGAAGACCUCAAAAAGGGGCAAGACGAGGAAGAAGAAGAUGCCGCAACUACAGCGAAGAAAACAAGGACGAGAAGACAGUAA
Molecule: messenger RNA, 1633 nt
Organism: Hymenoscyphus albidus
Lineage: Eukaryota; Fungi; Ascomycota; Leotiomycetes; Helotiales; Helotiaceae
Source: the annotation of a GenBank genome assembly